GCAGCGGCCUGGCACGGCCGAGCGGGCGGGAGAGGAGGGAGACCGGGCGGGGCGCGCCGAGCGAGGGACGCGAGAAAGACGGGGACCCCAAGGUGCGGAGAAACCAGGGAUGCCGAGACCCCCGGUCCCCCCAGAGAGGGGACGGCCCCACCUCCCAUCCACCUCCGCCACAGGCCGGUUCCCACCCGGGGCCGCCGUCCAGUUGGCGUUGCUGCUCCUGGCCCUGGGCCGGGCCGGAGCGGAUCCGGUCCUGAUGGAGGGCGAGUGCCUGGUGGUCUGUGAGCCGGGCCGGCCGGCCGCCGGGGGACCCGGGGGGGCGGCCUUGGGAGAAGCCCCCCCGGGCCGCGUGGCCUUCGCCGCCGUCCGCAGCCACCACCACGAGCCGGCCGGCGAGACGGGCAAUGGCACCGGCGGGGCCAUCUACUUCGACCAGGUCCUGGUGAAUGAGGGCGGCGGCUUCGACCGGACCUCGGGCUUCUUUGUGGCUCCCGUCCGGGGCGUCUACAGCUUCCGCUUCCACGUGGUCAAGGUGUACAACCGCCAGACUGUCCAGGUGAGCCUGAUGCUGAACGCCUGGCCGGUGAUCUCGGCCUUCGCCAACGACCCUGACGUGACGCGGGAGGCGGCCUCCAGCACCGUGCUGCUGCCCCUGGACCCCGGCGACCGAGUGUCCCUGCGCCUGCGGCGGGGGAACCUGCUGGGCGGCUGGAAGUUCUCCAGCUUCUCGGGGUUCCUCAUCUUCCCCCUCUGAAGCGGCUCUCCCUCCCCGAAGUCCGCCCCCUCCCCCCGCUCCCGAGGCUGACCCAUGACCCCUUCCCCUCCACGGCGUAAGGUUGAAGCCGGCUCUCCCCGGGGGUCUUCGAUUGCUCCCCUCAACCCGCUCCUGGGCUGUUUUCUAGCUGCGCAAUAAACCGGUCCGGGGCAGAAUCUUCCUCCUCUUUC
Molecule: messenger RNA, 942 nt
Organism: Ornithorhynchus anatinus (platypus)
Lineage: Eukaryota; Metazoa; Chordata; Mammalia; Monotremata; Ornithorhynchidae
Gene: CBLN3
Product: cerebellin 3 precursor
Exons: 3
Coding region: 110-751 (213 amino acids)
Molecular function (GO): protein binding
Source: RefSeq, a predicted model, not a curated record